Messenger RNA from Morone saxatilis (striped sea-bass), 1787 nucleotides. Its product is annotated as carcinoembryonic antigen-related cell adhesion molecule 5-like. The transcript has 8 exons. The record is from RefSeq and is a predicted model, not a curated record. The coding region runs from base 48 to 1787 and encodes 579 amino acids. Lineage: Eukaryota; Metazoa; Chordata; Actinopteri; Moronidae.
AUAAAAAGGAGGUACUGUAGAUUUUGUUUGAACACACAUUGAGAGACAUGAUACCAAACUGGAAGAAUCUUUACGGUGUUUUACUGGUGGCACUGAUGGGUGCACCAGGUUUGGAGGCCUUGGAGCAGAUUUCCUGGACCGGUGAGGUGACAGCUGGUUUCACUACCACUUUCACCUGUUCCUCUUCUUGCUUCCCAAACUGCAUCUACACCUGGUCCUUUAUGGGCCGCACGGCCAACGGGAGCGCAAUAAGCUGGACACCAGAUGGACGGGACAAUACAGUGGAAUUACAGUGCAAUGUGCUCAAUCCAGAAACAGGAGUCUCCAGGAGUAUAACCUCCAUUGUAGAAAUUAAGAAUCGAGUGUCUGUUCAAAUCAGUCCACCAAACACUGUCCCAUCUCUCAACCAGUCACUGGAUCUCGUCUGCCAUGAUGCUUCAUCACCCUCAAGCCAGGGGAACCAGGUGGUCUGGUACAAAGAUGGACAGAAAGUGACCCUGCGUGACAAUAUGCAGCUGCUGCAAAACACUUUACUCCACUUUGACUCACUGCUGCCCUCUGAUGCUGGAUUCUACCAGUGUGAGGCUUAUGUGCCUACGGUGCAUCAGACAAAGGUUUUCAGCCUGGGCUUUCUACUCAGCUUUGAUCCAUGGAACGUCAGCAUCAGCGGACCUGAUGCGGUGUUUCCAGGCAGAUUGAGUAAAUUCACCUGCUUGACGAGCUGUACCUUAAAUGUGGACUGUACAGUCAAAUGGCAGUUCAGGGGAGGCUUUCCCAUUGGAACCUACUUUUCAGUCCAUGAAAAUGAGCUCAAGUGGACCCCUUCUAUACCCGGUACUUUCCAAAACUUCACCUGUGUUGCAGAAAAUGCAGCUGUUGGACGCUCUGCUGAGGCCACUAAGAUGGUAGAAGUUAAAGGUGUUCUGGCCUCUGGUGCUGUGGAGGUCCAGCCCUCCAUCAACCCUGCUGUUGUCGGGAGUACAGUGACGCUGUCUCUUUCUCCUUCUGCGACUCUGAAUAGUGGGAGCUGGGCAGUGGGAGAGUCCCUCAUCCUCACCUGGCUGGGGGACCAGCAGGCAGUUUUCCCCAGUCACACCGGCAGGGCGUCAGUCAACGUCCUCACUGGAGCUCUCACUCUGACCUCUGUCAAGGUGGCUGAUUCAGGAGUCUACGUAGUGCAGAGCACUAACCCACAGCUUAAGGCCAAUGUUUCCAUCACUGUUCUGGAGCCCGUUUCAAAUGUGACACUAAGGACGACUCAAACCAACCUGUUGGAGUUCAACAGUUCAGCAGUCAUUACGUGCUCCGUCUCCUCUGGAUCCUCUGUCUCUUUCCUCUGGCUGAACGACAGCUCUGAGGUUACAGCCAGGGACAGAGUUCAGCUCACUAAUGGAAACUCCACUCUCACUAUAGUUAAUAUAACCCGCUAUGACCAGGGACCAUUCAGGUGUCAUGUGUUCAAUCCUGUCAGUAACGGCACCAGUGAUUCAGUAAACUUUACCAUCAGCUAUGGUCCAGAUAACAUGGCCAUAACAGUGAAUGGACAGAAUACAACUUCCUUUACAAUUGGAUCCAACCUGACCAUGCUCUGUUCAGCACAGUCCAAUCCUCCAGCUCAGCUUCAGUGGGCUUACAGAGGAGAGCUUGUGAACACUACAGGUCCAUUGUUGAAGCUGUUCAGUGUCAGCGAGCACCAAAGUGGUCCAUAUUCUUGUCUGGCCUUCAACAAUCGCACCGACCUGAACAACACUAUCACCACACACAUCAUGAUAGCAAGCAAGUUGUAG